Molecule: messenger RNA, 1546 nt
Organism: Microtus oregoni (creeping vole)
Lineage: Eukaryota; Metazoa; Chordata; Mammalia; Rodentia; Cricetidae
Gene: Abi3
Product: ABI family member 3
Exons: 8
Coding region: 224-1162 (312 amino acids)
Biological process (GO): regulation of cell migration
Cellular component (GO): lamellipodium
Molecular function (GO): SH3 domain binding
Source: RefSeq, a predicted model, not a curated record
CCGAGGCCCGAGCUAUGGCGGAGCUGCAGCAGCUGCAGGAGUUUGACAUCCCCACGGGCCGAGAGGCUCUUCGGGGCAACCACAGCGCCCUGCUGCGGGUGGCCAACUACUGCGAGGACAACUACGAGCAGACCUUGCCUCGGAAGCAGUGGAAUGUGCUGGCCUCAGGCCAAGGCUGUGUGUAUUUCAGGCCACAGACAAGCGGAAGGCACUAGAAGAGACCAUGGCUUUCACCACCCAGGCCCUGGCCAGUGUGGCCUACCAAGUGGGUAAUCUGGCUGGGCACACUCUGCGAAUGCUGGACCUUCAGGGUGCUUCCCUGCGGCAGGUAGAGGCCAAGAUCAGCACACUGAGCCAGAUGGUGAACAUGCAUAUGGAAAAGGUGGCCAGAAGGGAGAUUGGCACCUUAGCCACUGUCAUGCGGCUGCCCCCUAGCCAGAAGGUCAUCCCUCCUGAGAGCCUACCGCCCCUCACCCCCUACUACAGAAAACCCCUCAACUUCAGCUGCUUGGAUGACAUUGGCCAUGGCGUCAAGGACUUGAGCACGCAGCUGUCUCGGACCGGGACCCUGUCUCGCAAGAGCAUCAAGGCGCCUGCUGCACCUGCCUCCACCACGCUGGGGAGACCACCCCGGAUCCCCGAGCCCGUGCAGCUCCCAGUCGUGCCUGACGGCAAGCUCUCAGCUGCCUCCUCUGUCUCUUCCUUGACCUCGGCGGGCAGCGCCGAAGGUGCCAGUGGGAUCCCCCAGUCCAAGGGACAGGCAGCAUCUGCAACCCCGCCUCCACCUCCAGCACCUGCAACCCCGCCUCCCCCAGUCUCUGCUGAGGUCUUCUUGCCGCCUCCCCCGCUGGAGGUGUCCCAGGCCCCUGCAGCAGCAGAGUUGCCCCUGCCCCCACCUCCAGCUCUAGAAGGGGAUGACCUGGGACUACUGCCUCCUCCACCACCGGAUUUUGGACCAGAAGAACCCAGCUGGGUCCCUGCUGCCUACUUGGAGAAAGUGGUGUCGCUAUACCCAUACACCCGACAGAAGGACAAUGAGCUCUCCUUCUCUGAAGGCACCAUCAUCUGUGUCACGCGCCGUUACUCGGAUGGCUGGUGUGAGGGGGUCAGCUCAGAGGGCUCUGGAUUCUUCCCGGGGAACUAUGUGGAGCCCAGCUCCUGACAGCCAAAUCUGUCCCUGCACCGACCCAGCACUGCCUCAGUGGGCCUCCUGAGCCCCAAGAAGCCAGCGCCACAGUCAAGGCUGACAAAGGACCUGUCUACCUCUUGGGCUGUGAACUGAGUUCAGUCCCUGCUCCACAAAGCAGUGUGUGUGUGUGUGUGUGUGUGUGUAUGUGUGUGUGUGUGUGUGUGUGGAGAGGGGGCUAGAGAGAGGUGGUACCCAGGAGAUUGCAGCAGAUGGGGGAGGGAGCCUACCAAAAACCCAAGAAACUAAAAGCCACGGAUUUCAGGCUUCUUGCCCAGAGGACCCCCCCCCCCAGCUCAUGAAGAGCAAAUUGCCAGCUCUGAAUAAAACUGCUGACCUCCUGAUACUUGCCCCGCGGGG